Molecule: messenger RNA, 3064 nt
Organism: Cuculus canorus (common cuckoo)
Lineage: Eukaryota; Metazoa; Chordata; Aves; Cuculiformes; Cuculidae
Gene: POP4
Product: POP4 homolog, ribonuclease P/MRP subunit
Exons: 6
Coding region: 37-768 (243 amino acids)
Biological process (GO): tRNA 5'-leader removal; rRNA processing
Cellular component (GO): ribonuclease P complex; ribonuclease MRP complex
Molecular function (GO): ribonuclease P RNA binding
Source: RefSeq, a predicted model, not a curated record
CGUGACGUCAUCCGCCACGCCGGAAGCGUCGCCGCCAUGGAGGGUGAGGAGCUGGGGGUGGAACGCGGCCCGGCCCCGGCGCAGGCCUUGGCGGCCCCGCUGAGCCUUACAGGGGAGCUGUACCGGCGCCUGUCCGCGGCGGAGACGGGAGGGCUGUGCCUCCAGCCGCAAGGGGCAGAGGAGGCCAGAGCGUUUGUAAGCGCCUUCCUGAAGCGCAGCAUGCCGAAAAAAGAGGAUGAGGCCAUCCAGGACGUGCUCACUCGCAAAGCCGUGGUCCUGGAGCAUUACUCCAAGAAAAAGGCAAAGCCCCAGAGGAGGAAGGCGAAAGGGUUCACUGCCAAGCAGAGGCGGGAACUGCGGCUGUUUGAAAUCGAACCCGAACAGCGAAGAUAUGCCAUCUUCCUGCCUCUGCACGAACUCUGGAAGCAGUACAUCCGAGACCUCUGCCACGGGCUGAGGCCAGAUACGCAGCCCAGUGUGGUUCAGAGCAAACUGCUGAAAGCUGAUCUCCAUGGAGCCAUCAUCACAGUUGCGAAAUCAAAGUGCCCCUCUUAUGUUGGGAUAACAGGAAUCAUUCUACAGGAAUUUAAACAUGUCUUCAAAAUUAUCACUAAAGAGGACAAGUUGAAAGUUGUUCCCAAACUUAACAAUGUAUUUAGCUUGGAGAUCGAUGGAUUUGUGUCCUACAUCUAUGGAAGCAAGUUCCAGCUUAGAGCAAGUGAGCGAUCUGCAAAAAAGUUCAAAUUGAAAGGAACUAUCGACCUUUGAUUUCAUGGGAAAUAGAAGCAUGGACAGAACUGCCUGCUGUGUUCCUGCAGAGCAGGCUUCCCGGCAGACUGGAAGUGGAAUAGCUAUGAGAGGUGUUUCUGAAGCAUUUCUGCUUCCUGAAGAAUGACUAGUGUUGUCUUUAGAGCCUUCUCCCAGGCUGCUGGAGCUGGCUGUGUCCAUUUUGUUAUUUUUAUGGAAUGCUCUAGCUUUUAUUAAACCUACACAAUUCAUACUGAUUACCUGACUUCUAUUUCAGUUUAUGAUCAUAAAUUUGCACAAUGAAAUUAUAUCUUUUAACACUGAUAAAUAUUAUUGUUGCCUUCUGUAUAAACUGGGCUUUAUCUGCUUAUAACAAGGUGGCAGGUGGUGACUGCGGCUCAUCUGUCACCACCGCUCCUGGGGUGAAAUCAACAUCUCUGCCUGGUGCAAGCAAGUUGGUUCAGCUGAUGGGUUUUACCUUGGCUAUCUCCAUCCUUGUGGUUAAUACCAUUACAGAUAAUAUGUGUAAGAGUGAAAAUAUAAACACAGUGAACAUGUAAGCACCCAGUAAGCAAAUGGCUUGCAGGGCUGCAUUACCGAUACCAUAAUAUACCAUUUUUUUGAUACCAUAAUAAUUACUGCUAAUUACUGAUACCAUAGGUUAAACUGGGUGCACCUCCCUUAGCCAGACACAUUGUCAUGCAGAGCACGGGGAACAGCAGAGCACGGGGAACAACAGAUCACAGGAGGGAGGCACUGGAAGCUAGGAAUUCAAACAUGGAAAUGACCCCAUUCAAUCUUGUGCUUAAUUACUCACAAAACUACUAUAUGAAUAUUUAACCUCUACUCACAGAGCUUUACUCUAGCCUGUAUUUAAAUGAGGUCUGUUACGCAUUUAAAAAAAACACCUUUGCUCUUAUAUUAAGUGUUGCAUACCCAGGUUUUAAAGGCUGGCAUGGAGAGCACUUGUUUUGUAUCACUUGUAUUCCCGUACCAGAGUGCUCACAAACAAGAAGGCAGUUUCACAGCAUAAGCCUUCUGAACUCACUGACCACUGCUGAGGAAGCCUCUUCUGUUUAAACCUUCUAUAAACACUUGCUUUAGGGGUGCAAUAGGGGCUCUUACAGAGACCCUACACCGGCAUCAGGUGAGACCUUUUCAGGCGCAUCCUCAACCCCCUUUCAUCCCCUUUUUUCUACUGUGUACUUCCAAGAUCUUUUCGAUUGCACAGUCUCCAAUGGAGCAGGCAGGUGUGAGUUGUCUGGGAGCUGGUUCCCCUGCCACCAUCCAGCUAUUUGUAGCCAGCCCAGGUCAUUUCCUUAACAACACCCUGCAGAGCAGAGUACAGGGGAGCCAGCUCCAGGCAGAGCUCCUCACAGUGCCACACAGCCCAUUUCUCUGCCACCAGAAAGCCUAAGUGGAUCACUACCUCCAUCCCUCCCCAGUCCUUUAGGAGCACCAACCACUGGUCAGCCCUCAGGCCCAAAGUGGCCGCUGCCCUCCUGGACCUGCUGCUGGGAGAGGUUCCUUGGAGCUGCAUCUCCACAGCACCAUCCUGUGGACACAAACCAGACCCAGCAUCACUGAACCAAACAAAUCGUUUGAACUCACAGCAUAGGCAAUACUGCUUUUCACUAGAAGUGGACAGCUUCUCUGCUUCUUUGAAGUUAAGAAGCUGGUAUGGCAAUAAGUCUUUGUUGCAAUUCUGUGAAGCACUGCCCUUGAGAUGCUUUUGCUCAAGAUGUAUUACACAGGGAAAACCAGCUGCUUCACAGUAGUGGAAAACCAGGAGAAACACCCAAGACUUUUGAAAACAUGCAUAGACACACUUGAGAGUGCAAAAGAGUAGAGGCUUUUUCCAAUGAAUUUAUAUCUGUGAAGUAAGAACAAGAUGUGCCAAGGUCAUCAGACCCAAGCUGUUACUUUAUGCAGUCCCCAUUACGCAGUGUUCCCUGAAAUUAAAUGCCUUGGAUUCCUGCAAGAGACCAGAAGGAAAAACAAACAGAGAGCUAGGAAGUAUAAAUCAUAGCAGAAACUUUCCUUGCAGGACAAUGACCCGAUUUUAAUUUUGCUCAUAGCCUUCAGUGUAACAUCUAAUUAAGACAUCUGUUAAAUGUCUAUAAUAUUAAAUUAAUGGAGGAAGCUAAUAGAACUUUAUUGGCAUAUUCCGGUUAAUUAACAUUAAGGGCCUUUAAUGGAUGUCUUAAAUAGACAUCGUUAAUGGGUAUGCCAUAUAAAUUGGCAUUAGGCACAACCACGUUUCACAGUGCUGUGAAGGACGUACCAUCUUCUACCAUAUGGACACAGAUGAAGAUGA